Messenger RNA from Vespa velutina, 3369 nucleotides. RefSeq names its product probable asparagine--tRNA ligase, mitochondrial (gene AsnRS-m). Gene Ontology annotation, cellular component: mitochondrion. Gene Ontology annotation, molecular function: ATP binding; nucleic acid binding; asparagine-tRNA ligase activity. Gene Ontology annotation, biological process: asparaginyl-tRNA aminoacylation. The record is from RefSeq and is a predicted model, not a curated record. The coding region runs from base 107 to 1513 and encodes 468 amino acids. The transcript is spliced from 4 exons. Lineage: Eukaryota; Metazoa; Arthropoda; Insecta; Hymenoptera; Vespidae.
UCGUUACUAAAUUGUCAUAAGACUCCAUCUUGUACUUGCGUAUGUAUAAACGAAAGAAAUUUGAUUUUUAUUGUGAUAGUAAUUCGAAAGAUAUUUUUCUUUUAAUAUGUUUUCUAGAAAUAUAACACGAUUAUUAUUUAUACAGAAAGAUCUCCUUAAGCGCAAUGCACGUAAUUUUUCAAGAAUUUUAGAUAUCAUUUUGGAGAAACCUGUGGGAAAGAGUACAAAAGUACAGGGAUGGGUAUACGCGAUCAGGAAAAUGAAAAAUUAUAUUUUCUUUGAUGUUAAUGAUGGAUCAACCAAUGAAAUGCUCCAGGUUGUUAUACCUAAAUCUUCUAAGCCAAUUGAUUUAACUUAUGGAAGUAGUAUUAAUGCAGAAGGUAUAUUGACUUUAACACCUAAUGGUAGAUUGGAAUUACAAGUAAAUGAGACACACGUUAUUGGUACAUGUGAUGUUACUAAAGGAUAUCCAUUACAACCAAAGAAACCUUAUGAUGCAGAAUAUUUAAGACAAUAUUUACAUUUAAGGCCAAGAGCACAGAAGUUCAGUAGUUUAUUACGAUUACGUGAUAUAGCUACUGCAAAUAUUAAUAAUCAUUUUAGAAGUAGAAAUUUUAUACAUAUUCACACGCCAAUAAUAACUUCCAAUGAUUGUGAAGGUGCAGGUGAAGUUUUUAUUGUAAGACCUGAUUGCAAAGUUCUUGAGAGUAUGAAGAAAGAUGGUAUGUCAUUAGAUGAAAUUUAUUUCAAUUCUAAAGUAUAUUUAACUGUAUCUGGACAAUUACAAUUAGAAGUUCUUGCAAGGACUCUUUCAAAAGUAUAUACUUUUGGACCUACAUUUAGAGCUGAAAAUUCAAAGUCAAGAUUGCAUUUAUCAGAAUUUUAUAUGGUAGAAGCUGAAAAAGCAUUUGUUUCAAAUAUUGAAGAAAUAGCAGAAGAAGUUGAACUUUUAGUGAAAACUGUAACUAAAAAUAUGCUUGAUCAUAAUCCCCUUGAUUUCCAUCAUAUAGGUGCCACUGAACCACAGUGGUUAAAUAGCAAAUUUGGAUACAUGACUUAUGAUGAAGCAAUAAAUAUUUUAAAUGAUCAUGCAGUUGAAUUACAGCAUCCUAUCAAAUAUGGAGAUGUGUUAUCCAAGAAACAUGAACUUUUUUUAGUAAAAUAUAAUAAUAAUGUUCCUCUUUUUGUUAUAAACUGGCCAAAAGAGGAUAAACCUUUUUAUAUGAAAGAAUGUUCAAAUGAUUCUUCUAAGGUUGCAGGACUGGAUCUUUUAGUACCAAUUGUUGGAGAAUUAGUUGGAGGAAGCAUUCGCGAAGAUAAUUAUGAAAAGUUGAAGUUAAAAUUACCUUCUAAUCAUAAUUUAUCAUGGUAUUUAGAAUUACGUAAAUACGGCAAUGUAUCUACUGGUGGUUUUGGGAUGGGUUUUGAAAGAUUUCUGCAAUGUGUCUUGGGAAUAACAAAUAUUAAGGAUACAAUUCCUUUUCCAAGAUGGCCACAUAAUUGCAGUUUAUGAAUAAAAGUUGCAGGAUUGUUGUUGGUUUACUUCUCACAUAAUAGGAGGACUGCUUUCCAUAUAAGUGGAAAGCAAUUCUAGAUGCAAGAAUUAUAAGUAAAACAAAAAUGAUAAAAAUAUUUUAAUGGAUGAAAACGAAUAAUCGUAUUAACGGACAACAUUCAAUGAUGCAUUACAAAAAUGAUAAUUUUACAUAAUUUUUUUAUUAUCAAUAAUUUUAUACAAAAUCUUUAUUUAUUUUAGGUUCUCUCGUAAUUCGUUACCAUAUUAGUUUUUUUUUUUUUUUUCUUCAAACAUUGUUAGUAAAAUUUGUCGAUAGUACUCAAUUUCUUUUGCAAUAUAUGAUAUAACAAGUUUGAAAUAAGUAUUUCUAAACGGUAAAAAAUCUAAGAUGGAAAAUGUGAUGAGAUUUAACAAGUCAUCAUUAUUUUUAAAAAAUUCUUUAUUGAAUAUUGAGAUAGAUUUUCAACUAAGUUAGACUAAUUUUUUAGCAUUUUUUUUUUUUUUAUUUCUCCAAGUACUCCUAGAUAUGGCUAAAAAUCCAAAUCACUAAUUAAUUACGCUGCAACUGUUAUCAUUAUAAAGGAUAUUAUAGAGGUUACUAUAGGAUAAUAAGUAACGAAAGAGGAAGUCAAAACCCGAAUAAUCAACAAGUCUUCUUUUAUACAACAAAAUAAUGACUCUAGUACUAAUUUUUGUGUCUUACCUAAUCUCAUCGUGAUCAUAUCAUUGUUGAAAGUAUGUACAAUGCAACAGACAAUCACAUAUCACACAAUUUGUACAUUUUUAACAAUUGAUUCGGGCAAAUUCGAUUCUUUAUAAAUAAUCCUGUUAGGUGCAAUGAUUUUUGUGUAUAGUUCCACGAAGCACCUCUUAAACGAACAGUAAUUUUAUAAAUUAACCUAUGCAGAAUUAGUAGUUUACAAAGUACAAACGGUACGAAAUUCUCAAUAAGUCUUGUGCAGACCAUCGUAAAUCUUCAUGACAUUUCUAACUUUGUUGACAUGUCACGAAUUGUGAUUGCACUCAAUACUAUUAGGAAUGCUACAUCACCUUAUUACUUCACUUAAAUCAUUUCACUUGCAUCAUACACAUGCAACUUUUCUUUCACACUACAUAUAACGGCAAAUAUUCAUACAUACAUUCACACUUGCACAUAUUACAAAGUAUUCUUAACUCUUACGACGUGAUGUUUUUUACUUCGUAGUCGAUAGUGAUAAAUGAAAUAUUAUCGUGUAUCAUGAUACACGUAUUAAAAUUUUUACCUAAAAUUUUGAAAUGAAGGAAAAAAAAAAAAAAAGAAAAAUAUAUAAAUAAUAAUGUCAAGGUAUGGCUAUUAUUGUACGCACGAUAUCAAAAUAUUUAAAUAAACAUUUCACAUCAUGUCGUACGAGCCGCACAAAAGGUGAUAUACAAUAUACGAACUUAAUGUAAAAAGGUGUUAUGAAUAAAUCAAACUCCUUCGCGAACACAUACUUCACACAAACCACUAGGGUGUCCACAGAUUCGCGUAAAAUAUUUUACAGUUACUAUUUACAUUAUUGAACAGAGUCCAGAUAAUUCUUGUCCCUUUUCUACGGGAGGUAAGGUAGAUAAUUUUCUACCCAGCAAAGUGGGUUUGAUAGAAGCAGGCACUAAAGGCUCUGUAUGUUCUUCAAUUUGAGGCUCUACAAUUUGUUUCUCCUUUGGUUCUUCAGGUUCCUUGCUAGUAUUUAAGGGCUUCGUAAUAUUAAUUUUAAUACGGGAUGGGGCUGUUGGUAAUGUCGCUGGGGUAGAAUCCAAUUCCACAUUUCCAUCAAUAGAACUUUUCACAGCUGCAUAUGUUGUAUCUACUGUUGCGUGCUCACUUACUAUGC